Oncorhynchus gorbuscha (pink salmon) is the source of this 1445-nucleotide messenger RNA. It is a transcript of the gene nkx1-2b, whose product is annotated as NK1 transcription factor related 2-like,b. The coding region runs from base 282 to 1445 and encodes 387 amino acids. Gene Ontology annotation, molecular function: DNA-binding transcription factor activity, RNA polymerase II-specific; RNA polymerase II cis-regulatory region sequence-specific DNA binding. NCBI's taxonomy places the organism in Eukaryota, Metazoa, Chordata, Actinopteri, Salmoniformes, Salmonidae. Gene Ontology annotation, cellular component: nucleus. The record is from RefSeq and is a predicted model, not a curated record. The transcript is spliced from 2 exons. Gene Ontology annotation, biological process: cell differentiation; regulation of transcription by RNA polymerase II.
CGUUGGAGGGUCCUGAGGGGAUGGUUCAAACCCCCAAAAGUAGUUGAGCAAGGGAGACCAACAUCCAACAGUGAACCAUCACCUCCUGGCUGUCAGCCGUGAGUAACAAAGACCAGAGUAGUGCAGCUGUAAAAGGGGGUUUGGCAACGCAAGCUGUGAAGGAAUAUUGCACCAGACAUUAUAGCCUACUUUUCUCAAAUUGCAUGCGCUAGUAUGUCUUCUUCGGUUGUAAGAGAAGCUUAAGUUUAUUGUCUUGGUGCUAAAGCUCUGAUAAGGAAGUCAUGAACAGGGAAAAGGUUCAGGUGGGAGACGUCUCAGUUGCUGCUCCGCCAGCGUCCGGUGUGACUGCCCAAACAGCUGUGAUCGUCGUGGCCGCUCCGGAAAGCAUGGACAAUCACGGCGAGAAGCGGCUCUCUGCCAACGCACUGUCGGUGUUUUCCUGCCCCGGGGGUAGAGACAUACUGCAAGCGGACAGUCGAAACAACUCUCCACGUCAAGAGCCGGCUCCGGUAGCAAUGCCAAUGCUUCACCGGACCACUUCAUUUUCGGUUUUGGACAUUUUGGACCCAAAUAAAUUUACGAGCAAAAAGCCAAAUCCUAACCGGACAGGCAGCGAAUUCGCCUUCGGGACAGAGAACCGUGGAGGUGAUGACUCGAAUCAUGAUGUAGAGCAGAAGUCUUAUGCAGACGACUAUGACACAUGUCAAAAAUCUACAGGACUAAAGGAGGGGUUCAUGUGUGCCUACAGAUCCGAAGAAUGCGAGAAUGAUUUCAAAAGAGGCUCCCACUCUGACAGCGAGAUGCAGGAUGACGUGUGUAGUGAGGAGAGCAGCAGCGCACUAACUGGAAACGCGGAGGGGGAACUGGGACACCAUGAUGACGACGACCAGGCGAGCAAGAGCCCAAGAAGUCCUGGUGGACAGCAAACUCAACAGUCAGGGUCGAAUGGACAAAGUAAUCAAGGAAAGCCGAAGAGAAAGCGCUCUGGCUCCGAUUCAAAGUCGGGUAAGCCCCGAAGGGCCCGGACAGCAUUCACUUACGAACAACUUGUUGCACUGGAGAACAAAUUCAAGUCCACCCGAUACCUCUCUGUGUGUGAGAGGCUCAAUUUGGCACUGUCACUCAGUUUGACUGAAACUCAAGUCAAAAUCUGGUUCCAGAACCGACGGACCAAGUGGAAGAAACAAAACCCUGGCGCAGAUACCAGCGCCCCGACGGGCGGUGGCCAGAACGGCCAGAGCAAUGGACUAGGAAGCCUGAGUCCACUCAGCUCGUCUCCUCCCAUGAGCCAUCUGUCAAUGCACACGGGCUACCCAGGUCACGGACCAGGCGGGCUAGUCUGCACCACCCAAUUACCCUUUCUGCCAAGUCAUGCGGUACUGUCACCUUUCAUGUUAGGAUCUCAGACUUACGGAGCGCCUGCGUUUUACACUUCUCACCUGUAA